This is a messenger RNA of Adelges cooleyi (spruce gall adelgid), 2696 nucleotides long. RefSeq lists its product as uncharacterized. The transcript is spliced from 7 exons. The record is from RefSeq and is a predicted model, not a curated record. The coding region runs from base 425 to 1882 and encodes 485 amino acids. NCBI's taxonomy places the organism in Eukaryota, Metazoa, Arthropoda, Insecta, Hemiptera, Adelgidae. Gene Ontology annotation, cellular component: membrane.
UCAAAGGCCAGUCCGGUACGUCGCGCACGCUAGGCACGUUUGGCGAAUUUCCUUUAGCCGUACUUACCUCGUCGCAAAGGGCAACAACACGCGCGGUUAACAUAUUAUUUACAAUCGGCAUGAUAAACACCGAGUCGUCGAUCAUAUCAAGUGUGCAAAUUCGUCGCCCCUUUAAUCGACUAACUAAACAAAACUGUAUCUGAUCGGUUCACGGUUUUUUUUUUUUGUUUAAAUUCGAAAAUUUCCGUUCGAGUGUAAUUGUCUUGUAUUUUUGUGUCGAUAAAAAUAAGAACUUAUUGGAUACCUACGCAGCGACAACGCGGUCGUCCAGACGAAACCCAACAAUCGUCCUAAACAAUGUAAUCGAAUGGACCACACGUGGGAAUUGAUUAAAUUCUAAAAAAAAAAAUAUUGACUAGUUGUCAUGAUCGGCGCACCGAAUUUAAGAGGUCCUGGUCCCAACGGAACCCUGUACAACGGCAGCAGCAGAGCUUUUCAAUGUCAUCCACAAGGCGAAUCCGAGGCUACCAUUACGCUCACGUUGGUCGGCUUAGGAAUAAUAGCCAACUCGGUGCUAAUGGCUCUAAUCGUAUUCAACAAACACUUGAGGAGGUGGUCGCAGGGUUUGUUGUUCCACCAGGCCAUGGUAGACUGCGCCAGAGCAGCUAUUUUGAUACCGUUGGCGCACAGUUUGCUCUAUUGCGUACCGGUAAAAAAAUGCAGUCUGGUCGAAACGGCGUUUCUGCUACUGGUAACCGUCUCCACCAUAAAUAUGUUGACCAUCGUGCUCAACGAUUCCCCUGUGUUUCCUGAAGAUGACGAAGAAGACGGAUAUCAGGUCUCCUCAGUGCCGUUACUGUUGGACUCGCCGCAAUGCGUUGUCUUCGGUACGUUCAUGAUAUGGUUUGCAGCAAUAACAAUCAAUCUGGGACCGACUUUCAUGAGCGGUGCCCUGGCGGCCGGCUCCGAGGUGACAAGGGAUCGACCUGGCUGUCCGUUGGUACACGGUCCGUUCAGACAUUACAUACUUAACGCACUUUGGAUUAUCAUCAACUUGCUGUGUGUAAUGUUAACGCUAUUUCACUUGCGCAAGCUACACAGGGACUUGACCAAGGCAAACGUGGAGGCCGUUAGGGUAGCCGGCCUGGUAACCACCCUUGUCAACGUUACUGGUAACAAUUAUAAUUCGGAUCCUCGGAAUGGACCCAGGAGGAGCUUGGGCGCGGUUGAAGAACACCAGAGAAUGCGAAACUACUUGUUGCGCAUCGAAAGAGAAGGCGUUCAAAAAGUCAAAAUGUUCGUGGUGAUCACCGCUGCAUAUGUAAUAUUCUGGGGACCUUUGUUCUUUGUCACAUUGGUGCAACACCCGUUAUCUGGCAACCAUUCGGACUACGAGGUAACCCUUCACGUGGCUAAUGGUCAUUCGUUCGUGAAUGCUAUGCUAUUCCUAGUUUUGCACCGGGGUCUCAGACAGGCCGCAGCCGAUGCUUGCUGUUCCAGUGUGUCCGCCUUAGGAAGAUGGCUGACUGUAGGAUGGUCCCCGGAGCCGUACACGUUAGACACGGUCAUGCCAGGAGCCUCGCCGGAUCCAGUGUUGGCUGCACCGCCACCACCUCCACCCGUCUGCCUACCAGCUUAUUCCAUGCGACACUCAUCAAUGCGGACACGUUCAAUGAACAGAUUCCCAAUGCAUCACCGCCGGGACCCCGUCUACGAUUAUCAUUCGUCACAUCCAAAUUUGCAAGACCUGUCCGCCAUCAACAUGAACCGGUUGUAUAACAGUCACGAGUACCUUCCAAACGAAUAUUACAGACGCUAUCAACCAAACUAUUACAAUAAUUAUCACCGGGAAACUCCGGCGUUUUCUUCUUCUCCCGAAUGAUGUCCACGGCCGUUUUCGAGGUCACUUUCUUAUACCUACUUCUCCCAUGCCAAAACGUGACAGUGAUGCGGGUGUUCUCAAGCAAGUGCAAAUGUCUCUCGUCCGAUUUUCGAAAUCCAAAUUCUGUUCCUUUCUUUUUCCCGAGUGCCCGCACACUUCACAUUUGGUAAUUUCAAUUAUCAUAUAAUAUAUUUUUCCCCAGAGACCGCUCAUCCGGCAAUCGGCCCAGGUUUUUCUAAUCUUUUAUACAUUUACAUUCUUUUUGAGCUCACAACUUUGGUUUUUCUCUUUUUUUAUACUUUAUACUAUGAUUGAUAUAUUCUGUAUUUACUACUACAUUACAUUAUGUUGUGUGUGUGUGAUUCUUUAAUAUUUAUGUUAUUGUAAGCGUACAGUUUUAAAUUAUUAUAAUAUUAUCGUUUGUUCUUAUCUCGAAUUUGUAUUUCUUGUUUUAUGUGUAACACACAACACGGAAAAGAGUUCAUAUUUAUAACAUAAGACAUUGUACGGAAUUUAUUGUACGAUGUAAGUGUUGUUUAAUAUUAGAUUAUAUUAUUAUAACAUAAUAUAUUACAAUUAAUGUUUAGUACAGUUGUAAGUCUGGCCACAGCUGCAGCUAGGUCACUUAACGAAACCAGGGACGGAUCCAAUCAUCAAAAACAAGAAAAACUUUUUUAUUGCUAAAAACUAAACGGGUACUAUAAAAAAAAGUAUCUUACCUGUAGUGUAUAAAAUAUGUAGUAUUUUGGUGUAUAUGUUGAUAUAUUAUAAUUUAUAUUAACCAACUGUCUUAUACUUUGUUUCUAUGUACAUU